AUGGCUGUCUACAUCGUCCCUGCGUGUCGCGAACCCGCUCGCUCCCUCGCAGACGAUCUCGACCACCGCCGUGCCAGGGCUCGAUACGAUGGCGCACACAUCGCACAGUGGAUUGUGGGACCAAUGCCACCUUCUCUCUUCGUCGACACCUUUCUUCCUCGCACAUCAGAGGACCAGUCAGAAUCUCCAAGCAUGAUGCGAGCCUUCGCCAAGGUACCAGCGGAGGCAGAAAGCAGCGAGUCAAUCUGUCGGACCAUGCUCGCAGCUCUCAGACAUAAGAAACCAAAUCCCUCCCCUGGCUUCGUGUUCGAGAAGACGCCAAUGCCCGACGUGCACCUCGACGCCUCGGGUCCCACCAAGCCGAGCAUAUCUUGCUACAAGUCGCAGAACCACGGAAGAGUGCAAGGUUCCGACAAAGCCUUGUCGGUCAAGUUCGGCUACACCGAGCUCUUGUUCGACAUCUCCCCACAACCUGCUCACGACUUCUUCGUCGACCCUCCUGCCCGACUCAAGAGACCUGCCCGCCAGGAGUUCCUCUCGCAUACCGACAGCAAGCGAAAGCAAACGUCUAUCGAAGAGCUCUUUGGCCAACACCUGUCUUAUGCCACCGAGGUCUUCGCCCGCCAGCAGCGUGUCUUCCUCUUUACGGUGCUCAUGUAUGGGUCGCUCGCCCGGAUGCUCAGGUGGGAUCGCUCAGGAUGCGUCGUGACGAGAGCCUUGGACGUGCGCACUGAAGCAGACGUGCUUUGCAACUUCCUAUGGCGGUUCUCAAGUGCCUCGGACGCUGGUCGGGGCCACGACACUUCUGUGGAGCAAGUCAACUCGGAAGACGAGGCACUCUUUGCAGACGCCAUUCGAGGAUACGUUCGUUCUCAGAUCGCCGAGGGCGAAGAUCUGGAGCAGAUGGUCAAGCAGCACUACUCCCCACACCACGUCUACUCGACCCACGUUCUCCAACGCCAGUCCCCGAUGUGCGAAGAGAACACACGGAGGUUCUUGUUCUCCCGACCAGCCGCGAGUUCCUCCUCUGUGACGGGCCGUGGAACUCGGGGAUACUGGGCAUUCGACGUGGCCACCGGCAAGGUGGUGUUUGUGAAGGACACCUGGCGCGACAGUUCUGUGGCGGAGGUGGAAGGGGACACUCUACAACAGCUGAACGAGGCCGGGGUAUCGUUCGUGCCGUCGUUCGUAUGGCACGGGGAUGUCUCCUCCCUCGAUGAAUAUCCGGAAGGGCAGCGGCCACUGCGCAAGGCCGAGAUUCAGUCGACCGUGACUAACACUCUUUGUGAACAAAAGUGGGUCUGUCGGGUCAAAGGAUGUCUCCCCCGCAUCUCGCAGCGGCGUCACUACAGGCUAGUGAUGGGGACUGUAGGGAUGCCGAUGAGCACGGUGCGGGGCACAGCAGAACUCCUACACGCAACACACGAUGUUUUCACAGCGAUGCGAGAAGCGUCGGCCAAAGACAAUCGCAUCCAUCGAGACAUCAGCGUGGGGAACAUAGUCCUGGUCAAAGAGGCGGAUGCAGAUAUCCGUCGAGGCUACUUGAUCGACUGGGAAACUUCGUGCAAGAUCAACGAAAGCGGCGAAGCGGUGGAGGUCGGACGAGUGGGCACGUGGCGAUUCAUGUCCAUACGCGUCCUAGUGUGGAUCAAGGAGGACCAAGGGCGCCUCAAGUUCGUGGACGACAUGGAAUCUCUUCUGUAUGUCGUCAUGUACAGCGCUCUGAUGUGGCAGCCGCAUCAUUUCCCCGCCCUCGCGGUCUCAAGAAUCAUAGGCCAUGUCUUCGACCUAUACAACCGUAUCCCGGCCUUGAACAUGUUCAACGGCGGAUCCGGUAAAAUCGCGAACGCACAAUUUCGCUCGCGGGUGUUCGGCCGUGCUUUCAAAAGUCCGGCGUUCGCCAAAUGGCUGUCGGACAUGAUGGUGUACCACGCCCCCGGUCCAGACGAUGACGAAGCGUACAGAGGCAAGUGGGAGAAUACGGAGUUCAUAUACGACUACUGGAGCGACUUUCUCCGCCUGCACUCGUUGGAGCGGGACAACCGCGUGGACAACCUGGCCGGGUACUCGGAACCACCUGACCUUUCACUAUCCACGAUCGAGCGCGAACGGCUUCCACUAUUUCCAGCGACAACGAGCCGGGAACACUCGGAUGCAGAAUUUUAUCGCCUCCGGCGGACGAGAGCGAAGGCGCAGAAGCGCAAACGCGAGUCGUCUCAGCCGUCAGCUCCGAAUCGCCGUAGUUUUCGGAUCAAGGAGAAGGAGGAGGCACGAGCGCAGGCGCAAGCCCAGACGCAAGCCGGGCUGGACGGUGCCGAGCGUGGUCGCGGAUCGUCAGGCCGGGGCCGGAAGGGAAGGCGAACCCGUGGCCGUGUCCGGUCCUGA
Messenger RNA from Epithele typhae, 2385 nucleotides. RefSeq lists its product as uncharacterized. NCBI's taxonomy places the organism in Eukaryota, Fungi, Basidiomycota, Agaricomycetes, Polyporales, Epitheliaceae. The record is from RefSeq and is a predicted model, not a curated record. The transcript has 5 exons. Bases 1 to 2385 code for a protein of 794 amino acids.